Molecule: messenger RNA, 855 nt
Organism: Metarhizium album ARSEF 1941
Lineage: Eukaryota; Fungi; Ascomycota; Sordariomycetes; Hypocreales; Clavicipitaceae
Exons: 1
Coding region: 1-855 (284 amino acids)
Source: RefSeq, a predicted model, not a curated record
AUGAAAGCCGGCGCCGUGAUGCUCCUUCUGUCCGCCGCGGGGGCCUACUGCGGGACUGACGUUGUUUACAAUCCCACGAUUCAGGCGUACCUCGACGGCAUCGACACGACAAACUUCACAACCGACGCAGACGAGCCGCCUUCCUUUGCCACGGCCGGGUCGGCGGAACCCACCUGCUUCGUGUACUUCAGGCGCUGCAACCCCGUGUACUUUUACCAAAACUGGUUCCUGGAUCGGGCCAGCAACAUCACGCUCGGCGCCAAGUUCUUCGCCGACGCCGAGCUGAUCGUCCAAGACGACAAGCCCGUGGACGGGAUGCUUCCCAGCGUCCAGACAAUCACCUCCACGGCGGUCACGGACGCCACCACCAAGGGCUGGAAGGUUGGGGGCAGGCUCGGCGGCGAGGUCGGGGCAGAGGGCGCCAAGGGCGUCCUCGAGUUCACCGGCGAGUACGGCGAGCAGUGGAGCAAGUCGACCACGGAGACGACGCAGCUCGCCGUCACCGCGCCCUGCCCCGGAAACACUCGCUGCACCAUCGAGACGGUGACGUUCUACGCCACCUUUCGUGGCCGCUGCCGGGCCCGUCCCGUCAUCAACUGCGGCGGCGAGAUGGACGCGUGCCGGGCCGACGCCUGGGGGUGCAGCCAGUUCGAGUCCUACAGGGCGAAGUCGUGCGGCGGCGACCUCGAGGACCUGCCGUGCAGCUUUACGACGCCCAUCAUAGGGACAAACGGCAAGCCGGUCGCGAAGAACAUUAUCCGGCGGACGCCGCUCGCGGGGCGCCCAGACACCCUGCGCAGGAGGGGCGUGGUUGGGGAUGACGUGGACUCCGAGGUUGAGUUUAUCAGUGUCUGA